Molecule: messenger RNA, 1259 nt
Organism: Vicia villosa (hairy vetch)
Lineage: Eukaryota; Viridiplantae; Streptophyta; Magnoliopsida; Fabales; Fabaceae
Exons: 4
Coding region: 626-1090 (154 amino acids)
Source: RefSeq, a predicted model, not a curated record
AAUUUGUACACAAUAAUGCAUAGAGGUAGGGGUCAUUCCGUUAUAAGUGGAAAAGUGAAUGCAACAUAGUCAAACAGUGACAGCUACAUACUCUUCAAGAGUACUCUCCUCAACAACUUCUCAGCCACACUCAUUCCUCAUUCAUUUUUAUUAAUCUUUCCUUACACAUAAAUAACAAUUCAACCACCACACCAAAUUCUUUUCUUUCUUGUUAGAAUUUGUGUAUUCCACGAAAUGCCUGUAGUAGAGUUUUAGUAUUAAAAGGAACAAAAUCAAUGCUAAACAGAAUUCUUGGCAGGCCUUAUUUUUGUUGUUCAAUCUUAUCAAUACCUCUUUCUGUUUUCUCUGCUUCUGUUUAAUGGAACCCUUUCUUACUUUCUCUGUCUUCAAUUCAUAAGUAAAAAAACUUUCACCCACUCCUUUCACUUUUCUAUAAAUUCUGUUCAGGGAAUUAAUAACCCUCUCUGAGGUUUUUUGGGAACCACAUAAUCACUUCUUGUUACUUUUUUCCCUUUAAAAGUUUUAUCCUCAUUCAUUCUUGUAAAGGCACAAGCACAACAAAACACUAGAAACGGUCACUUUCAGGGUGAAGCAAGGUCUUUUGUUUUGAUUUAAGAAACCAAAAAUGAGUGAAUAUUGGAAGAGAAGUGUUGAAAUACCAGCAUUUGGGAACUGGGAUUUCGUGAACGAAUUGCCAAUAACUGAAUAUUUCGAGAAUGCAAGACAAGCUGGUUUGAUUCGCUACAGUUCUUCAUCUGGUGAAACUGAUGUAUAUGUUCGUGGAGAGCAAGAUCUGUAUACAGUUGAUUACAAGAAACCAGUUGCAAAGGAGACGGGGAACAGAGAAACAAGAAUGAAGAAACAGGGCAAAGUGUACAAUGUAACAGAAUAUCAAAGGAAGCCAAUUAACAACAAGAAAACACGACAUGUAAACGACGUCGUUCGUAAGGCUGCUUUACCAACCAGACUUCCAAAACCAGUUGAUGAAGAUCUCUACAAGAUUUCUCCUCAACUUCUUCGCAAAACCAAGCGGAAAAAAAUGUUGGGUUUCAUUUCCAUGUGUCUGGUGCCUGCAGCCUGCGUUUCAUGAUCAAUUAAUUAUGUUGCCGACAUACGUCAAACAAGUUUUAUAUUUUUUGGUUUGUUAUGAUGCUGUACGUUGGCUAUGUUGUGCUGGGCUUUCUUGUGCACUCAGAUGCAAGAUGACUUUUUUUGUAUGAUAAGGAUGAAUGAAUUAAUAUAGUGGUAGUUAUUACUUA